Molecule: messenger RNA, 944 nt
Organism: Camellia sinensis
Lineage: Eukaryota; Viridiplantae; Streptophyta; Magnoliopsida; Ericales; Theaceae
Source: RefSeq, a predicted model, not a curated record
GACAUCUUGUUUGUGUUGAAGAGAACCUUAUACCUGCCGGUAUCUUUGACAAAUUUAAUCUCAUCCUCUAGCUUCUUUUCUUCUUCUUUCUUUGUUUGAAGUUUAGGCAUUCAAAGGGAUUGAAUCAAAGGCGAAAAGAUUUCAGACCAGAUCUGAGCCUAUCGAUUCACCCAUGGAAGAUUGUUCAUCUUCUCAAUACCUAAGGUUUGACAUCAUGCCUGAAUCUCCAUUCGCUGAGAUAAAUUUUCGUAAACAAGCUGAUGAGAAUGUGAAGGAAAAAUCUUUGGAAACUGAUUCUUGUAAAGUAUUUAAUGAUGACGAAGGGUUUACUUCAAAGGCGAAAACGGAGGCAGGAAAGGAAAAGAGGUACAUAGGGGUAAGGAAGCGGCCCUGGGGAAAGUAUGCAGCGGAGAUACGUGAUUCCACGAGGCAAGGAGUGCGUGUAUGGCUCGGAACAUUUACUACUGCAGAGGAGGCUGCUUUGGCUUAUGACCAAGCUGCAUUUGUGAUGCGAGGCCCAUCGGCUCGCCUCAACUUUUAUCCUGAAAGUGUAUGCGAAUCGCUUCAUCAGAAUGGUGGUGAGUCCUCCUCUUCCUCCUCCAACUGCACCUGCACCUCCUCUUCAUCUCCAGCUGCGGCACUGAAAGAGAGAAACAAGAUGAGAAUGAAGUUGCUGACAAGUAGGAGGAGGAGGAAUAAUGAAAAAGAAGGAAUAGUAGUGAAGCCUGGAGCAAAUAUGUCAAUAUUUGAAUUUGAGGAUCUAGGAGCUGAACUCUUAGAUGAGCUCUUAAGCUCAUCUGAGAGAGCUUCUCAUAGUACUUGAUUCAAUUUACACCAUUUUCAUCACCCUCUCUAUUAUGUACUUUCAUAUCUUGCUCAUCAUCUAUAUGAAUUUUGGAUAUUCACAUUCAUGAUUGAUUAUUUACUCUCUCAUCUACCUAAAA